Messenger RNA from Spirometra erinaceieuropaei, 12697 nucleotides. Lineage: Eukaryota; Metazoa; Platyhelminthes; Cestoda; Diphyllobothriidea; Diphyllobothriidae. The record is from the annotation of a GenBank genome assembly.
AUGCUUAUGCUUUGCCUAAAGAAUUAUUGUCAGUUUGAUGACAAGUACUAUCAACAAGUAAAUGGCACCCCAAUGGGCUCCCCAAUAUCGGGGCUGCUUGCAGAACUAGUCUUGCAGAGACUAGAACAGGAUGUUGCGCAAACUUUUGAACCAAAAAUGUGGCUUCGCUGCGUGGACGACACAUUUGUCAUCAUAAAGACCAGCGAAGUUGAGCAAAUGCACCAUAACUUAAAUAGCGUCUUCCCGGCUAUACAGUUCACUCGCGAAGAAGCAACAGGAGAUAUCCUCCUGUUCUUAGAUGUGAGUAUACAAAGACUUGGUGAUGGCAAACUAACAACAAGCGUCCACAGAAAAGACUCUAGUGCCGAAAUCAUACUUAGCUAUGGGAGCAAUCAUCCUUCGGCACAUAAACGAAGCUGCGUUCGCAUUCUUUUCCAUCGGGUCUAUCGCAUCUGCAACAGUGAUGACUUACUUAAGAAAGAAUUGGCUUACUUACAUCGGUUCUUCCUGUCCAACGGAUAUCACGCCAGUUUUGUAAAGAACUGUCUCAGACGCCAGAGACAAAUACUAAGCGCCGAGUCUAAUGGAAAUAGAGUCUCACAGAAAUUCUAUUCACUGCCAUACAUUCAGGAAAUUUCUAAAACACUCUCCCGGCAAUUAAAACGCUUUGGCAUCUCCAUUGCCCAUAAGACCUCAUCUUCCCUACGCGAGGCAUUUUGCAGAGUAAAGGACCCGGUACCCAAUGAACAAAUAACUAGCGUCAUCUACCGUAUACCGUGCGCCAACUGCCCUUGUGUGUAUAUUGGCCAUACAGGACGAUGUCUUGGGACUCGCAUUAACGAACACAAGUUAGCCCUCCGCCGACGUGACCCUCUGUCCCUCGUGUUUGCGCACGCCCUUGAGCAUGACCACCGUUUUAAUUGGAACAAUACUGAAGUGAUCGCAAGGGCUAAAACUAGACAGGCACGAAAAUUCCUCGAAGCUUGCCAUUCUGGCACGACCAGCACCAACCGCCACGUCAAUCUAGACGCUCACUACGAGGGCUUACGUACACGCUCACUGUCUUUUUCCCACACUAACAACUGCAAACCUCCACUCGGCCACAUAGACAAACGCUGUUUCGCCAUUCCGCCACCCCCCCUACGGUGAACAACAACCGAAACCCCCUAACACCUCCAACGUCGGCGCAUUGCCCCUGACCUCAUCCCGCAUCAGUGACCAGCCACCCGCAUUCUCACUGAUCUGCAAUCCCCCCGCGUUUUCUCCACCUCCAACACAGGGAGCCCUAACGGUUCUCCCUUCCCUCCUCCUGCCCCACAGCCUGCCAUAACUCGGCCCCACCCCUCUCACGCAUCAGCUGUCCGUUUGCCGUUGUCUGUCCUGUCGCGCCAGCCGACCUAGUCUGCCCAUUUCACUUUCCCUUCUGUUCAUUUCGUCUGGCAACGGGUCGGCGUCACUGACUUGAAAAUUUAAGAAGAGUACAAAUCGAUAUUUCGAAGAGCCUUCUCUUUUUCAUAUAUAUAUAUAUAUAUAUAUAUAUAUAUAUACAUAUACAUAUAUAUCGACAAGGUUGGAAAUGCGUACACUGAUCGAUCUACGGAGAAUGUUGCACAUGCUGCGCCCUGACGAUCAGUGCAGAUCCCCAUAGGCAUCCACACACCCGCUAGACGUAAGCGCAGGAGACGAAUGUUGACAGAGGCAAGCACAUGCCUAUUAGCCGCCGUCCGUUAUUCCUAACCUAACUCAUAUUUUCUAGACAUGGGUCUCGAACUCGCGUUCUUUGAUCAUCACGCGUUGUUAAGUUCAGCGACCUACUAUUAACCACAGGCCCUUCGUCGCACAUUUCAUUCUCUAAAUAUCUUGCAUUUUAAGCAUAAUUCAAACACUCCGUACGCGUGGAAGAAGGCACAGAAGAUAUACUCAACAUCGGUCAACGUCAUUUAAAGAGGGCACGCCUACAGCCUUACGGGAUACAAAUCCACCUGACAAAACAGUUCUGACCUUGGUGUUUGUUUGGGAAUUAGUCAGACCGCUAAGCCACCAUGUGUUGUGCCAGCUCUGGCUGUGCGCCGAAGGGUGUGGCAGAAAAUGCGUAAAUUCAAACCACUUACAAACUCCCGAAUUCGUACCACACAAAUAAACUAUUCGGCAGCUCCGCGUGACUCCACCCGACGACCGGGUGCACGCCAUCCACCCAUUUGUUCCUUUAUGAUCGUAUGUGCACCGGCCUCCCCCAGGAGGGGGGUAGGUGGCACGACAAUGCCUUUUCCAGGCACGCGGACCGCAGCUAAAGUAGGUUGACUCAUCUGUGUGCCGCAGUUGGGCUGGCUGGCACACUGAGUGAGAACAAUUUGGACAACUAACCGUCCUGCACUGUUAAGGCUAUUCUCGAGUGAGAAUACGCUCCGUGAGGUUGAGGGUGGUGUGAAACGUCCUUUAGUGGUAUUGAAUCACACUAUAUCUAUUCAGCGUCUGGACAUAUUUCUGGAUAGAAGACGUCGAUUACUCACUAUGUGUGAAUUACGUACAGAUCGCACCGAUAGUGCUUAGACAGUUCGCACUUUGGCAUUUGGAGAAACACCCAGUCGGCAUAACGCGACUCAGCCUGCGUGAAUAGCUGUUCUUAUGGCGCCUCGGUGUUUUCACCUCAGAAUGUACAAGACUAAUUCCCCCACCGACAAAGUACUGGCAGGAUGUAGACAUCAGACGAUCAAUUAAUUUAAAAGUUCAUAUCCGUGAGUAGUGGACGGAUUAGGUGAAAAAGUCUGGAUAGGGAUCUAGCACAAAUGAUGGAAUUAUUGUCGCGGAAAAUAUGCGGCAGGAGCAGGAAGCUGGCAGCUGACGCGCUGGUCGUUGCUGACGUAACGACAGCGUGGUGGAUCUUCAAACACAUGCGCAGUUCGAAUAUGCAUGCGGAAAUCGCUCAAUACUACACUCGAGAAAAUAGUAGCCCAACGCCAAUCCCAAACAUAACGCUAACUCUAAACGUGACAGUAUCUCCUACCAAAAACUCAACAUACACGUCAAUAUACGUCAAAGUAAAUCUAACCGUAUCAAUAAUUUUCUCGAAAUUUUGCACAAAUCCAAGAGACGAUUUUGCUCCCGGCCCAGCCGGAGGGACCCAUUUAAAAUAUUCAACCAACCGCAACCAUAAACUUAAUCAUAAACCUGACCGCAACCCGAAAGCUAACUUAUCCCCAAACAAAGCCAUCAAAGCAACAAUAAAAGUAAACUUAAACCUUACAAUAAUUUCAGUAACAUUUAGCACAAGUCCAUGAGGCGCUUGGAUGCCCGACCCAGCCGGAGGGGACCAUAUAAAAAUCCGUGUCUUCUGAAAUCUUACGCGGUAAAUUGUUGAAUGAAAUGAGUAGGGCGAUUCACGGUAAUCGCAUUCGCAGACGAGCGUCAUAAGUGCGGGAAAUUACGACAAGUAAAUGACUGCAAACUGUACGUUCGCAUGGUAGUCAGUAGAAGGCAGAGUGGGAGUUUCAAUUUUCAUGCGAAAACCAUCGUCCAGAUAAUGCACAGACAGUCAUGCAGCAUAAAAUAAUGCCGCCGAAUAUGCUCUCACCCAUGUUGGAAACUCCGCAUAUGGGACUGUAAUGCGGAUGCUCGACAGUUCAGGUGUUUAUUCACCAACUCUCAAUCAACAUUAACAUUCGCCUUUAGCAUGCCUUUUUCAUCGUUUCUCCACGCCGAUAACGAUGCCUUUCCGAGAGGAAGUCGACUACCUCGUUUGUUAGAAUAUUUCGACUUCAAAUAAUUCAGCAUAUAACAAGCGGAUGUAACGGGGAGAUGUCCCGCGUCCAAGAAAACGCUUGCGGCAUUCAACCAUCUGGCAUCAUGCGUCAUUCGGCCGCUAAUCUCCCGCUACAGCUUCCAAAUCAUGCCGAAUACGUGGGAGUAUUAAGAUAAUGUGUGUCGUAGAAAACGUUACUAACGACGACAGAAGAAGAAGAAGAAUUAAUAACAGUCAUUUUAGCGAGCAUUUAUGAAAUGCAGGGUAAAAUGGUAAAUGACUCUCAGACAUAGGUCGGAUUUCCAAAUUCCUAAUAACAAAUAUGGCAGACGGAUGAUGAGGUGCGUAGUCACAGAAGAGACCAAAAGUGGCUUUUCUGCAAUGAAAGUUUGUUCACCUAACAUGAACACAAUAAACUGCUUUCGAAUGCAUGCAAACUAUCUCGACCAGUCCAGGGAAAGCAGAGGGCGAAUGAAAUUGAGCAGGGAAACGAAAUAUACGUGCGUCUUUGCUGUAUGGGUCGCACACAACCAGUCUCAAUCAACCUCUGCGCCAAUAUCAAGCCCAUGACAGCCGACUACGCAGUUACAGUUGUGACUUGCAGCCUCCCUCUCCCACGCACGCGGUUUCUAUGCUACCGUCGACAAAUCUACCUGCCACUACACUUCGCGGUCUCUAAUCGCUCUGCACCUUUUUGAAGGAAACCUCAGUUCGUCCUCUAUGGGGAGCCAAACCCUAGUUAAGCUUAAAAUGCAGAUUUGACAUAUUUGGUCAUAUAAAUACCCUUAUUAUUGUUGCUCAACCGGAAUUCAAAUGACCUCUUAUGUUCCAUAUGAUGGUUCACUUGUGAGUUAGGGCGGUCAAAGUUAGAUGGAUGCCUAUGACGUGUGUGAUGAGGCGAUUCAGUUUAGAAAGGGAGGGGUGGUGACUUUACGGUGCCACGGGGCCUCAUUGUGUACAAAGUUUUAGCGUUCAAAACUACCUACGGUAAAUGAGUCCAAAUGAAGAAGGACCGGAGUAAAUUGCAAAAGUGUCGAAUCAUUUAGUAAUUCGCCAAUUCAUCUUAUAACGACAGGCAUGCCAAAUCCACCAGACCGUAAGUGAUCGACUUUCGUUUACGCGUGCAGCAUACCUCACGGUCGCCAACUCCAAGUAUGCCAGGUCAUAGGUUACUCAGGAUGGCUGGUUUACACAUCCACUUAUCAAGCCACGAAUUUGGCGGGUCAUUUUCGCCUACGAUUACCCAUGGCUUGUUCUAAUGAGGGAUCUGGGUCAAACACAGCUAGUCUCACUUAAUCUCCCCUAAAGCAUGUUCAAGCCCAGGACAGGUCGACCACAGAUGAGAUGAGAUACAUUUACGGCUGUGGCCUGAAGCCUCCGUCUUCCACGUACAUAGUUACUAGGCUACCGUCAACGCGUCUGUUUGACACUGCUCUUUGCGGUCGCUAACCCCUGUGAUUCAGUCAUACCUCCUUCAAUUUUGGCUCUGAGUAAUGCACUAGAUUUCGACCAGAUGGCACGUUCAGUAGAUGGACUGUUGAGUGCUUACAAAUACAGAUUAAUCGGCUUCGACCGGUUAAUCGGUAGAUUGGAAAGGACAUUAUGUCUGCCGAGGCGACUUUGGUUAUUAAAUUAAUCUUACGUAAUUUAGCCGAGGUAGCCGCCAACAGGUCCCUCGCACACGAGGUGCGAUUUACACGAGUAUCCUCAAACACUCGCUAAACCUGACAAAUCUGGCAAAUUACAAGGGACCACGAUUGAAGUAGAUAUGACUGCCGAAUUUGUGUGCUGAAAUGGACAUCGACAUUUACAGUGAGUGACCGAUGUCCUGAAAUGUUGGCUGGAAUUAUGAAAUGCGUUUCCGAUUAUGAAGGAUUACUUAAGUGGGGUUGGUAUACUGAUUAUCAUGCAGCAUAAUCAUAUAAGAUUUCAGACUCGCCAGGAUGGCGGCUUUUGAAUGCACUUCUUUUUGACAUCAUGCGGAAACCACAGUCGGUAAAGAAUGACUACAUAUGUAACAUGCAUUUUUCCUAUUGAUUUUCGAGGGCCUUAUAAAUUCAAAAAUAUUUUAUAGAAAGCGUGCACAAAAUCUGCUUUCUUUUGCUCAGUUGUUAGGAAAUCACAUUGUCCUUAUAUUUUAUGCCCGAAAAAGUGUAUAUUUAAGUUUUGAAUAAGUUUUUAAUUAUGAGGUUUUUAAGACCAUGCGAUGUCCAUGAAUGCAAGACUGUACAUGUCCGUUUACUAAUGCUCCUCGUGAAAUGUAUAAAACGGUCGGGAUCCAUUGAAAAACUUCAUGAACUCUAUGUUGUAUCUUUUUAAAGGCAUAAAGGAAUAUACGAUUUUCCUUACGCGGAAAGCAUGCACCUUGUAGACCAAAAUUGCUAAACGCUGAUGCAAUGGCAGAUCAGGCUGAAAAAAUUCGAUAAAUGGGAGACAUUUUGAAAACCUAAAUAUACACUUUCUUCGGGCAUAAAAUAUGAAGACAAUGUGAUUUCCUACCAAAUGAGCAAAAGAAAGCAUAUUUUGUGCAUGUUUUCUAUGAAAUAUUUCUGAAUUUAUCUAAUCAUCGGAAAUCAAUAGGAAAAAUGCAUGCUACAUAUGUAGAAAUUUUUUACCGAGUGUGGUUUCCGCACGAUGUCAAAAAGAAGUGCAUUCAAAAGCCACCAUCCUGGCGAGUCUGAAAUCUUAUAGGGUGAUGCUUCAUGAUAAUCAGUAUAAUAUCCCCACGUAAGUAAUCCUGCAUAAUCGAAAACGAAUUCCAGAAUUAUGGCCGAAAUUUCAUGAUAUCAAUCACGCACUGUAUGUCUUAUAGAAACUGGGAACAAAAGUAUGUUUUCUUUCAGUAGUUUAGUAAAGAAUUACGUCAGAUUUAUAUUUUAUACUCGAAAAGGGAGCAUCAUUAGGUUUAAAGAGAGUUUUCAAUUGCCGAAUAAUUUGAAGUCUGCUCAGUCAUUGCACUAGCGCUUAGUGAUUUCAGUCUACAAGGUUAAUGCGUACCACGUGGAGAAAAUCACAUAUUCUUCUAUGCUUUCAAAAAGAUGUCAUACAGAGUCCAUAAAAUGUUUUCAACGGAUGCGGACGUUGCUUUACAUUUCAUGAGGAGCAGUGGCAAACGAACAGGCACAAUGCUAUAUGAAUGGACAUUGCGCGGUCUUAAAAAUUUCACUAUUAGAAACUUUGCUAAAACCUAAUUAUACUCCCUUUCCGAGUACAAAAUAUAAAAAUGACGUGAUUCGCUAUCAAAUGACUGAAAGAAAGCAAAUUUUUGUUUGUGGUUCCUAUAAAAUAAGUUGUCAUUUUUUACCGAAUACGGUUUCUACAGGAAAUAAAAGAGCAGUGUAUUCAAAAGCUGACAUCUUGCCGAGUCCGUGAUAUCAUAGGAUUAUGUCGCAUAAUAAUCAGUAUGACAACCGCGCCUAAGUAAUCCUUUCUAAUCGAAAACGCAUUUCAGAAUUCCAUGAGAUCCAUGAGAUCGGUCAGUCACUGCAUAUGCUGACUUGAGGCAUGCUGAUAAGCUUCCCCCUCAGACGGGACCUGAAGUAUGUUGGUUGAGUGUUUCCAAUAUUAAGUAGACUUCUGCCUUGUCUGUCGGGGAUAGGAUUUGGCAAACCAAGCCAUGCUGAUGCAAGCGUCUCAGCCAGCGAAUGUGGCGUUUUGGAUCUUGAGAAGACAGAAAUAGAAUUUAUAAAACAUGCAUGAAACUCCGUCCAGCAACCGGAUACUUUGUGUAGCCGUCAGUCAGCAGCAGAGCAUUAGCUGCAAAGGACUAAUGCUGGACCGCACUCUUCGAAGCCGUGUGGGUCUGUGCUCACGGGAAACAUACGAGUGCAGACAAUUAAUGAGAAAACCGACACCUCUGUGGACUCUUGCUGUGCUGGCGGUGAUGCUGAUGGUACGUUGGCAUAUCGGUGGAGGGUCGAAAUUCCAGCGGGCAUCCUAGUGCAUGGGGCGGUCAUUAUUUUCUUCGUCGAAUUCACCGGAAGAACGUUGAAAAAUGGAUCGAUAAUUGGUUAAGAUGGAUUUAUUGCGAAAAGCGCAUAAAAAAUGUCAAUUAUUUGUCCGAUAGGGGAGUGCCCCCACUCUAGACUGUUUUUUUGCGUGCGGGCCGUGCAACAGCCCAUCGACCAACAGCCCACAGCCUACUGUCGAACACUGUUGUUAGCAGACACCAGCGAUUGACAGGCCGGUAAGUAUCGGAAUAUUCGCAAACAGCAAGGAUAGACGCCCGAGGAAGGGUUAUUAUGCCUUCUUACUUCGAUCCACCUUGCGAUAGGCAGUCUCGACAACGUCCUAGUCUUUUGCGCCAUAAAAACCAGGGCUCGCACCUUCUGUCUGAUUAGUAAGCAAUCACGUGUCUAGCAAUUUAUCAUAGCAGCUACCUUUACGCCUUUAUUGGUGAAGAUAUCGCGGUAGAAAUUAAAUGUCGAUAGAGUGGUCGCCUAACCUAACCAGAACAGGAAGACUUGAAAGCUGAAGAGGGUCUAAUCUGUCGUCGGGUAUUGUGGCCAAGCGCUGCAUGAUUUAAGCCACGGGAUCAGACGCUGUAGGUUGUGAUCAGAAAUACUUCCAAUAUGCACUAUUUAGGUCGAUUUACGAACCAUUAAGUCAGGAUUCUGAGUCCAUUUCAGGCCAACAGAAUUUGGCGAUUUGUUUGGUUCAUUUGCUUUCACAACCAUCCACAGAGCUUCAAAACUGUUACACCAUUGGCAAUACGUCCAGCUGGUAGAGCUGCCCAUUUUACUCUGCACCUGGUGAACCUAAUCGCUUAGGCGUGGAAGUUGAGUGAAGAGACCGUUGGGAUUGGGGAAAGUCGAAUUUUAGAUUAUUCAGUAGACUACAUCCUGCCUUAUUGGUAACGGGUUGGGUUGCGGUACAUGAAUACUUCCUCGAGGAGUGCAGUUAGUGUUCUGCAUUCGUGUAAGGCACUCUAUACUUCUUUUAUUUCCUACAUUCGUGAGGGAAGAAAACAGGCUCAAUAGACAGCCUGUUUUAUGGACGUUGGAGUGGAGGCUUCGGCGGCUGGAGGGGGUAGUGGAUAUUAUGCCCUUUGCAGUCUCUCGACUGGUAGGGCGGAUGCAGUUAAUUCGUUCUUAUCGGACAAAUUUUAAUCAACCUUCUAAACAUACGACCUGUGCGAAUUUAGACUAAGCCUACGUUCGUGAACCGAGCAUGACACACGCGUACUAAUACGUAAGAGUGUGUGUGCGUGGGGAUUUGCGAACUUUCUAUAACAAGGACGAACCGGUGGAGCCUCGUCGAAGUAAAGACUCGGAGGUUACUGGUGGCGUUUCGCAUGCGUGUCGUCGUAGGAUGGAUUAGUGAAUUACUAAAUGAUUCGACUCUUUUACAACUUACUCCGGUCCUUCUUCAUCUGGACUCUUUGACCGUAGGUAGUUUUGGACGCUAAAACUAUGUAUACAAUGACGCCCCAUGGCACCGUAAAGUCACCACCCCCUCCCUUUCUAAACUGAAUCGCCUCGCCCCUCACGUCAUAGGCAUCAAUCUAACUUUGACCGCCCUAAGUCACAAGUGAACCAUCAUAUGGAGAAUAAGAGGUCGUUUGAAUUCCGGUUGAGCAACAAUAAUAAGGGUAUUUAUGUGACCAAAUAUGUCAAAUCUGCAUUUUAAGCUUAACUAGGGUUUGGCUCCCCAUAGAGGACGAACUGAUGUUUCCUUCAAAAAGGAGCAGAGCGAUUAGCGACCACGAAGUUUAGUGGCAGGUAUAUUUGUCGACGGUAGCAUAGUAACCACGUGCGUGGGAGAGGGAGGCUGCAAGUCACAACUGUAACUGCGUAGUCGGACCGUCAUGCGCUUGAAAUUGGCGCAGAGGUUGAUUGAGACUGGUUGUGUGCGACCCAUAGAGCAAAAACGCAUGUAUAUGUCGCUUCCCUGCUCAAUUUCAUUCGCCCUCUGCUUGCCUUGGACUGGUCGAGAUAGUUUGCAUGCAUUUACGACCGAUUUAUCAUGUGCUUUUUGGGUGAACAAACUUCCUUUGCAGAAAAGCCUUUUUUGGUCUCUUCUGUGACUAAGCACCUCAUCAUCAGUCCGCCAUAUUUGUUAUUAGGAAUUUGGGAAGCCGACCUAUGUCUGAGAGUCACUUACUAUUUAUCUCUGCAUGUCAUAAAUGCCCGCUAUAAUGACUGUUAUUAUACCUUCUUCUUCUUCUUUCGUCGUUCGUAACGUUUUCUACGACACACAUGAUCUUAAUACUCCCACGUAUUCGGCAUGAUUUGGAAGCUGUAGCGGGAGAUUGGGGUGUAGGGGUGUCCAGCGGUGGGUUCACGUGAUGGUCGUAGUGGUCGCUCACUUGCUUGCAGGUGAGACUACGCCUAGCGUCUAUUUGCUUGCACCCAACUCUCACCUGUGGCUCCACGAAGCUGGGCUCUGCUCAGCGGCCACACCCCGGGCAAAUGUCUCGACCGGCGGGCUAAACCAGGUGAGGGCGCUGUGCGCUUGUGCCGCGUGCACAGUGUACUGCGGACUCCGCUGGAUGGAUGGUCGAAUGAAAAACUGCGCCGGCAUCGUCGAGACGAGGCUCCGCCUGGUACGCCGUUGGACAUCUGCUGCCGGGACGGGUCUCCGCAUCGCCUUCGCUGAGACGCGCCCACCCUCGCCGACGGAGACCGCGGACUCACGACAUAUGCGGUCGUUCUCCACUACAAACACAAAAGUCGUGGCCUCAUAGUAAAAUUCGGUCGCGCCAACCAGGCACAUGGGCAGCCCGAUUCAGGGGCGGCACUGCCUGCCCCCACGAGGGGAAGGGCCUAGAAAAGGUGGCCUAAAAAAUGCUGGGCACCACGCCGUCUGCAGGCUAGCCAAGGCCGCAGAUGUCAUCAACACGGUCGAAAGAAUCAAAAUAAAAAUAACAACAAUACCAAUAACAACAACAACCAUAUUCAUUCUCCUCAUCCUACCUCUUCUUCCUCUUCCUCUGCCUAUUAUUCUCCUUCGUCACCUUCUCCAUCUCCUUCCCGCCGCCCCACUCGUUGUCCCCAGACUGGCAGGGUGAGCCCGCUCGCUCUGGCAGCCUGGAAUGUUCGUUCCCUUUUAGACAAUCCGAGGAGCAACCGACCGGAGCGGAGGACGGCUCUAGUGGAACGAGAACUCGCCCGCUACAAGGUUGACAUCGCCGCACUCAGCGAGACCCGAUUCUCCGAACAAGGCCAACUGGAAGAGGCAGGUGCCGGCUACACCUUCUUCUGGAGUGGUCGGCCCAGGCCAGAGCGACGAGACGCGGGCGUCGCCUUCGCCAUCCGGAACGACAUCAUGGGACGACUGCCAAGUCUGCCGCAGGGCAUCAACGAUCGUCUGAUGAGCCUCCGUCUGCCUCUUCGGGGCGGGGGCAAAUUCGCCACCAUCAUCAGCGCCUACGCUCCGCCGAUGAGCAGUCCCGACGCCACCGCAAGAGACAAAUUCUACGAGGACCUGCACGCCCUCUUGGCGACUGUGCCGAAGGCGGACAAGUUGAUUGUCCUUGGCGACUUCAACGCCCGCGUCGGCACAGACCAUACUGCCUGGAGGGGAGUGCUGGGUCCCCACGGUCUCCGCGGCUCAAACGACAAUGGUGUGCUGCUUCUCCGCACCUGCGCAGAACACCGCCUCAUCCUGACGAACACGUUUUUCUGUCUGCCGGAGCGAGAGAAGGCCACCUGGAGGCAUCCUCGGUCGCGCCAGUGGCACCUGCUGGACUAUGUCCUCGUCCAGAGGCGAGAUCAGCGGGACGUGCUGGUGACGAAGGCGAUCGCGGGUGCUGACGGGUGGACCGACCAUCGCCUCGUCAUCUCGAAGAUGCGUAUUCGCCUACAGCCUCGCAGGAGACCACAAGGUAAGCCACCCCCAGGUAAGCUGAAUAUUGCCCCGUUUUCUUUGCCCGCUCACCAUCUUCAUUUCAGCACUGAGCUAGCUCAAAGGCUAGACAACCUUCCUAUCGCUGCCGACGCCGCCACUGCCGAGAACGCCUCCGUGGAAAACCGUUGGUGUCAACUGCGAGACACGGUUCAGUCAACGGCGCUCGCCGUCCUCGGUCGCGCUUCCCGCCAACAUCAGGACUGGUUCGACGACAACGACGCCGCCAUCAGAAAUCUGCUUGCUGAGAAGAACCGCCUACACAGAGCCUACGUAGAUCACCCAACUGAGGGCAACAAAGCUGCCUUCUACCGCAGUCGUUGCCAACUUCAGCAACGACUGCGCGAGAUGCAGGACGCCUGGACUGCUCGCAAAGCUGAGGAGAUCCAAGGGUACGCGGACCGCAACGAAUGGAAGAACUUCUUCUCUGCGAUCAAAGCUGUCUACGGUCCGCCGACGAAGGACACUGCUCCUCUCCUCAGCGCCGACGGCAACACUCUCCUGACUGAGAAGACGCAAAUCCUGCAGCGAUGGGCCGAGCAUUUUCGAGGCGUCCUCAACCGCCCCUCCGUCAUCUCCGACGCCGCCAUCGAGCGCUUGCCGCAAGUGGAGACCAACGUGGACCUCGACCUCCCGCCAUCUCUCCGGGAGACCAUCAGGGCCGUGCAGCAGCUCUCCAGCGGGAAAGCACCCGGAUCGGACGCAAUCCCUGCUGAGGUCUACAAGCACGGAGGUCCCCAAUUGAUGGAUCACCUGACUGCGCUCUUCCAGGGGAUGUGGCGUCAAGGCGAAUUCCCGCAAGAUUUCAAGGACGCAACCAUCGUGCAUCUCUACAAGCGCAAAGGGAAUCGCCAAGUCUGCGACAAUCACCGCGGCAUCUCCUUGCUGAACAUCGCCGGGAAGAUUUUCGCACGAAUCCUCCUCAACCGUCUCAAUAACCAUCUCGAACAGAGCCUUCUGCCUGAAAGCCAAUGCGGUUUCCGUCGUCAUCGUGGGACCACGGAUAUGAUCUUCGCCCCCCGUCAACUUCAGGAGAAGUGUCAGGAGAUGCGGACCCACCUGUACUCUACCUUCGUGGACCUGACGAAAGCCUUCGACACGGUGAAGCGUUAA